This is a messenger RNA of Cheilinus undulatus (humphead wrasse), 1499 nucleotides long. RefSeq names its product P2Y purinoceptor 1-like. The transcript has a single exon. Gene Ontology annotation, molecular function: neuropeptide receptor activity. The record is from RefSeq and is a predicted model, not a curated record. The coding region runs from base 60 to 1046 and encodes 328 amino acids. Gene Ontology annotation, cellular component: membrane. Gene Ontology annotation, biological process: G protein-coupled receptor signaling pathway. Lineage: Eukaryota; Metazoa; Chordata; Actinopteri; Labriformes; Labridae.
ACCAGCAUUUUCACAGAGAUAAGAAACCAUCCGCUGGGUUGGGGUUAGGCUCUGAUAAAAUGAAUUUCACACGUUGUCAGCAUAUCAGCUUCGACUUCUCGGGCAAAUUCCUCCCUCCAGUUUACAUCUUGGUGUUCAUCAUCGGUGUAGCAGCUAAUGGAUGGGGAUUGAAGUCUUUGCUGCACAACUGGAAGAAACUGGGUAACGUCAACAUCUUUGUUCUCAACCUGGGACUGGCUGACUUCCUUUACCUGCUCACACUUCCAUUUUUGGUUGUGUACUACUUAAUGAAGAGUAAAUGGAUCUUUGGAGAAGUUUUCUGCAAGAUUACAAGAUUCUGCUUCAACCUGAAUUUGUAUGGCAGCAUUGGAUUCCUCACUUGUAUCAGUGUAUACAGGUACCUGGCAAUCGUCCACCCAAUGAGAGCGAUGGGGAGAAUAACAGUGAAGCUCUCAGUGUCAAUCUCAGUCUUUGUUUGGUCCACAGUGAGUGUGCUCAGUCUUCCUGACAUGUUUUACCCCAAACAUCCUGAAAACAAGACUCUAAAAUGCUAUGAUACCACAACUGACGCCCACGUGGAGGAUUACCAACAAUACAGCCUUGGAUGGACACUCAUUGGGUUUGGUAUCCCGCUCCUCGUCACUCUGGGCUGCUAUGGACAUGUGAUAGUCACUCUCUGUCGAACAAACACCAUUGACAAGGUCCUGAAACAGAGAAGUUUGAUGUUGUUGUUCAUCUUGAUUCUUCUUUUCUCUGUUUGUUACAUUCCCUAUCACGUACUGAAGAACCUCAACCUUUUGGCGAGAGUUCUGACUAAAGAGGGGACGUGUCGAGGAUGGUUCAAUGGAGUCUACAUCGCUCGUCAGAUAAGUCGUGGUCUCGUGUCUCUCAACAGUGCUCUAAAUCCUCUGGUUUACCUUAACGGACAUGAGGACAUCAGUGCUCAGCUCAGACGACUUUUCCAGCGAGUUCGUCAGAUGUUCAGCCGUGUGUCUUCAACAAACUUCAGCAGUGUUCCAGUGACACAAACCACACAUGACAUUUAAAUCAAACAAGUUAGUAAUUCUGUUGAAAUAUUUCUGUAAAAAUCAAGGUUUCUGUAAAGGUUGUAGAUUUAGUUUCUAAAGUAUAACUGUGACCAGGCAGCUAUUCAUCACAAUUUCUUUUGGUGUAAGUGAUCACAUGUUGAUGAAAUAUGAUCAUUAUAUUGCAUCAUCUGCUUCUUACAACUUUGUCUUGUCAGUCAUGUUCUUUUAUACAUGAAAUCCUCUUGAAACUUUUAAUGUUUCUGAACAGAUUCCAUAAAAAAAGAUAAAUUCUCUCAAAAAUUUUGCAAAUGUUCUUCACUUUUUUUAGAGAAAACAACUGUGUUGUGGUUAGGGGCCUCCAUGCUGUUCAUGAUUAGAAGUGUGAAAAAAACAACGCCUGUGUUUUCUAUGACUUCACUUCCUGCACUGCAACUUAAUCACAUUAACAUCGAAGGAAACCACAAAAAGAUC